AUGCUGUCGGAACGGAACAGUGAAGCGGAGUCGACGGCGUUCCUUCCGACAGGCGCAUUCGGCGUGCUCUCUGGUGAUGGGCUUGGAAGGGUGAGCUGAUA
Messenger RNA from Strongylus vulgaris, 101 nucleotides. NCBI's taxonomy places the organism in Eukaryota, Metazoa, Nematoda, Chromadorea, Rhabditida, Strongylidae. The record is from the annotation of a GenBank genome assembly.